AUGUCGCAGUUGGCCCUUUGCCUGGCAGCCGGCGCCGUUGCGCUGCUGGCCCGCUUCAGCCCCGCCGCCUUUGCUCCAGCAGGCUUUCAGGUGCAGUCUGGUCUUCAGCAGCCUUCGCUUGGCGCGGGCCUGGGUGCCAGCACUGAUGCGCCGCGGUCCUUCGGUGCGAUGGCUGGCAUGGCGGUUGCCGGCGCUGCCAUUGGCGCAGCCGCAGGCGCAGCAGGCAGAUGCCAGAAGAGUGCCAGCCUGUUGGCUCGCCGCUCCCAUGCUGUGAAGAUCUAUGACACCUGCAUCGGCUGCACGCUCUGCGUCCGUGCAUGCCCCACCGACGUCCUGGAGAUGGUGCCGGCCACCAUCAAUGCCGCCAAGCAGGUGGCCUCUUCCCCGCGAGUGGAGGACUGCGUGGGCUGCAAGCGCUGCGAGACGGCCUGCCCCACCGACUUCCUGAGCAUCCGUGUGUACCUGCAGGACACAUGUAAAGUUGGCCCCUUUGCUUGCCACGGCGAUGAGAACGAGGAGACGCAGUACAGCUUGGGCUUGGACUUGGUGGCUUCUCCGCAGCAGGCCCGGUGUAGCUCAGCCAUGUCGCAGUUGGCCCUUUGCCUGGCAGCCGGCGCCGUUGCGCUGCUGGCCCGCUUCAGCCCCGCCGCCUUUGCUCCAGCAGGCUUUCAGGUGCAGUCUGGUCUUCAGCAGCCUUCGCUUGGCGCGGGCCUGGGUGCCAGCACUGAUGCACCGCGGUCCUUCGGUGCGAUGGCUGGCAUGGCGGUUGCCGGCGCUGCCAUUGGCGCAGCCGCAGGCGCAGCAGGCAGAUGCCAGAAGAGUGCCAGCCUGUUGGCUCGCCGCUCCCAUGCUGUGAAGAUCUAUGACACCUGCAUCGGCUGCACGCUCUGCGUCCGUGCAUGCCCCACCGACGUCCUGGAGAUGGUGCCGGCCACCAUCAAUGCCGCCAAGCAGGUGGCCUCUUCCCCGCGAGUGGAGGACUGCGUGGGCUGCAAGCGCUGCGAGACGGCCUGCCCCACCGACUUCCUGAGCAUCCGUGUGUACCUGCAGGAGAACGAGGAGACGCAGUACAGCUUGGGCUUGGACUUGGUGGACUGGUCGUCGUGA
Symbiodinium natans is the source of this 1107-nucleotide messenger RNA. The record is from the annotation of a GenBank genome assembly. Lineage: Eukaryota; Dinophyceae; Suessiales; Symbiodiniaceae.